This is a messenger RNA of Prorocentrum cordatum, 2049 nucleotides long. The record is from the annotation of a GenBank genome assembly. NCBI's taxonomy places the organism in Eukaryota, Dinophyceae, Prorocentrales, Prorocentraceae.
AUGGCCCGGCUCCGGGGAUGGAGGGUCAGGUGGCUUCGGCAGCAGCACCACCGCACCACGCGUCAGCAGCAGGCUGCUCUGCUGGCCCGAGUCGCGCUCUCCGUGCCGACAGCCAUGGCGUGCCGGCGGACUCGCCUGGCGUCAUCCCGCAGGGCCGCGGUGGGCCUGUGCGCCCUGCUCGCCGCCGCGGCCUGCGCCGCGGUGCCCAGGGGUCGCGCAGCGGGCGCGGCGGCCUUCGUGCCGGGGCAGAGCGGCAAGCAGCGCCCGCCUGGGCGCGGGGAGGCCAAGGGCUCGGAGGGCACGCUGCGGUCACGCUCUGCGUCGACGGGCUCAGCUCUCGACGAUGCAGUGCCCGAGUGGUGGACGGAGCAGCAUGGAACGGCGCUGGACGUCUUGUCGUUCGUGUUCUGGAUGACGGCGGCGUUCCUGGCCUGGGAGCACUACGCGACAAAGAUCAGCGCGCACUGCAACGGGAGCAUGGUCCUUGGCCUCUCUGGCCACUGGCUCCCGAACAGCUCCCCGCUCUGCCAGCUGGUGUAUGCCUGGGGCAGCGGCAACUACGGCCGACUCGGGCUCGGCCACGGGGCAGACGCGCCAGUGCCGCGGCGGGUGGGCGGCGUGCUGAACGGCUGCGAGGUCACGAGCACCUCCUGCGGCUGGUACCACUCGGCCGUGGUCACCUCCACAGGCGACGUGGCGCUCUUCGGCUCCCGGGUCACGCGGUGCCUCGGCACCGCGGGCAGCGACAGCGAGGGCAGCGGCCGCGGCUCGGGGUCCGAAGGCUCGCGGAGCGCCAGCGACGGGGCCGAGGAGCAGGCCGACGCGGAGAGGCGGCGGGGCGCCGGGCAGCGGAGGAGAAGCAGGCGGCGACCGCGGCCGCCGCAGGCGAGCGCCGGUGCGCCCAGGAACGACUUCAUGCCCAGCGUGCUGCGCUCCUUCCCGUCGCGCGUGGUCGUGGUGCAGGUCGCCGUCGGCGGGGACAUGAUGGGCGCCCACAGCCUCGCGGAGGGGACUGGCGAGCCCCCCGCCGUGGAGCUGGACGACGAGUUGACGGACGCCGAGACGGGUCCCGCUGUUCCAGGCGGCGGCGGCGGCCUGGAGGAUCCCUCGCAGAUGGCGCUUGCCCAGUAUAUCAUCAGUUCAGUGACCACCAGCAUGAGCGUGAAGGUGGACGCAGUUGAGGCCCAGGUAUCGUCGCUGAGGACCACGGUGAACGCUAGCUCGGCCUCCAUCUCUUCUAUCCAGUCAGGGCAGCGGGCCCAGCGCGCGCGGCUCGACGCGCUGGAGGCUGCUUCGAGGGCUCCGUCGUCAAACGCCAGCACAGCCGCGGGUCUCGGUGCUCCUUUGCGACCUGGUCUGGGAGCGGGACACGCGUGCGAGGCCGACCCGUGGAGCGACUACCUGCGCAGGGCCCCUGGUGACCAGAAUCAGUUCGGGGCUCCCCGGACUCCUCGCGGCGGGAAGAAUGCGAAGCAUGUGGUUUUCGUGGCUGGCUUCCCAGGCACUUGGGACAAGGACGAGGUCGAGGCCCACCUGAGAUCGAAGUUGAGCGAGAGGGCGACGCUCGAGUCACAAGGCACCACGGAGAUCUACGGAGUAGGACGUUUCUGUGAUCAGGCGAAGGUGGCCUUUAGCUGCAAUCGGCAAAUGUGGAAUUUUAUGAAGGCAUGGAAGGGCAGGAAGAUACCGUGCCAAGGAGCCAAGAACGACCAGCUGUGGCACAAGGUGGACCAGGAGCCCCACGAGGUCGAGCUCUCGCGGCGAGUCUCCGACGCGGUGAGGCUGCUCAGAGAGUACGGGGAGGCCAAGAACUUCUGCAACGCGGACUCCAAUAUGAAGACUUUCGAUGGCGACUGGGACCGUGGCCAAGUGGUCUCCCGCCGCAACGGGAGUGAGGGACCGAUCAGGAUCCUGCAGCGAUCUCGCACCACGGGCUUGAUGGAGAUCUGCGCCGAGCCGCUGGCCAAGGCUCUGCUGGGCCAGGAGCUGGCAGAGUUCAAACUCCCAGAGCGGCCCGGAGAAAUCAAGGACCCUCCCAGGCCACAAUGA